Molecule: messenger RNA, 1758 nt
Organism: Eucalyptus grandis
Lineage: Eukaryota; Viridiplantae; Streptophyta; Magnoliopsida; Myrtales; Myrtaceae
Exons: 8
Coding region: 39-1598 (519 amino acids)
Molecular function (GO): ATP binding; kinase activity
Source: RefSeq, a predicted model, not a curated record
CUCCCACUCCCCCCGGUCCUUGCUAACCUGUGGCCUCCAUGGAUGCUGGGAAGAUGCCCGGCGGGACAACCCUCUCCCACUUUAUCACCGCCGCCCUCCUGGGGCUGGCCGCCGAGGCAAGCCUCACCCGCCGGGCGCGAGGCGGCGGCCCGGCGGAACCGGCGAAGGGUCGUCCCCACCCUCGCCAUCACCAUGUCAUCCCACGUUUAGAUCGGACCGAAUCCGGCCACCUCGCUAGGCUCGAGAGCUUCUCCGAGUACGUUGCUAGGCAACUGGGAUUUGAAGAUGGGAGGGAGUGCCCGCGGCUGAGCAAGCUCGCGAUCGAGUACUUGAAGAGGACCAAUGGGUGUGAGGAGGACAUCUUCGAGUUCUUUGCUAGCGAUCAGGACGCGAAGUCGCUGUGCGAGAAGCUCAUCGAUGAGUUCGAGCGAUGCAUCCUCAGUUACUUUGCGUUCCAUUGGAGAGAAGCGUCUGCUAUGAUUAGUCAGGUGCUGAGUGACGAGCCCAAGACUGGGAUAAAGCUCAAGCACUUUGUGUUGGCCGCUACAAGGAAACUGAGAUUUGAGAAGGUGGCCAGGGACCUAAAAGUAACGAGGGUGAUAAGCACCUUGGUAGAAGAGAUGAAGUUGAUCGGAGGGCCCGUGCGCGAGGGCGAUGAAUUGACAGACGUGAUGAUGCCGGUGGCUCACAGUCGCAGAAGCCCGGUCUUCUUGCUCAUCGGUGGAGGUGCCGGAGCCGGAAAGAGCACUAUCAUCAAAGACAUUCUUCAGCAGCCGCUCUGGGUUGAAGCAGCAAGUAAUGCCGUGGUAGUGGAGAUUGAUGCAUUCAAGGAGACGGAUGCUGUGUACCAGGCACUCUGUGCAAAUGGUCGUCAUGAUGACAUGCUUCAUACCGCUGAACUGGUCCACCAGUCAUCUGCUGAUGCAGCAUCCUCGCUUCUGGUGACUGCACUCAAUGAAGGAAGAGACGUGAUCCUGGAUAGUACUCUGUCAUGGGAGCCCUUUGUCGAGCAGACAGUCGCGAUGGCUCGGGAGAUCCACAAACAUCGUUACAGAAUGGGGGUCGGAUACAAGGAGGCCGCUGAUGGCACCGUCACCGAACAAUAUUGGGAGAAGGUUUCGGAAGACGAACCAAAUCCCCACAGAAAGCCGUACCGGAUUGAGCUGUUGGGAAUUGUGUGUGAUCCUUAUCUCGCCGUUGUGAGAGGCAUCAGGAGAGCCAUAAUCUCGAGAAGAGCCGUAAGAGUGAAUACACAGCUCAAAUCCCACAAGAGAUUCGCGGACGCAUUUCGGAGGUAUUGUCCGCUCGUGGACGGUGCAAGGCUCUAUCGUAACGGCGCCAUGGGUGGCUCACCUGCGUUGAUAGCAUGGAAAGAUGGGAACAGCAACCUGCUUGUUGAUCCGGAAGAGAUCGAGUGUCUGGCCACCAUAAGCAAAUUGAAUCCGGAUGCGGAGUCUGUCGAAGAACUUUACCCUGAUCCGAGCCUGAUCCACGGACCCGGCUCGGUCUGGAACGAUGUUGUUCUCUCACAGUCACGGCCAACCAUCCUUUCGGAACUGAGGACUGCGGUCAAGAAAGUUGAAAACCAAGCAAUUUGAAAGUCUUGGAAUUUAACCCUAAGUUUCUAUUUAAUCCUUGUUUUGUCUGGGAUUUGGCCCCCUUUUUUUCUUUUAUUAUUUGGGGCAUUUGAUGGGUAUUCGUGAAGAGGAUAAAUCCUAAGAUAUGAGUAAUCAAUCGAUUGGCUUGCAUAGUACUUUA